Molecule: messenger RNA, 1672 nt
Organism: Amoebophrya sp. A25
Lineage: Eukaryota; Dinophyceae; Syndiniales; Amoebophryaceae
Source: the annotation of a GenBank genome assembly
AGGGAACCUGAAGGACCGCUCGUAUAAUCUCUGAGAUUAGAGAGUCACUAAGCCGUUGAAAAUGGUGCAGCGUCAGACUUACUCUCGCCACGUGUCUUGGAACACCAAGUCCAACAAACACCGCUUCUUGAAGACUCCCGGUGGUCGAUUGACUUACCAGGUAUACUCACUUCAAUUGCAGUUCUAAUCGCAAAUUUGGAAAUCUAAAUUUUAGCUCUUUAACUGUCUGUCCUCCCGCCGAGCUAGGUGUUUUCUCCCACAGCAAUAAGAGCGCAGCUAUCUAGAUUCUUAUCACUCUAAGAAUCUCGACUCUGUAAUCUAAAUUUGACGUUCUCCUAACCUCGACCUGAAACCAUCAUACUCAAACCUACAAUCCUAAACCAUCACAAACAAACCCAACUUCUAAGCUCGAACCACGAACAUCUUAACAGAUCGUCAAGAAGAAGGCGAGCAAGCCGAAGUGCGGUGACACCGGAAAGCCUUUGGCUGGUAUCCCGACUCUCCGUCCUCACGGAUACAAGACUCUGCGCAAGCGCUCUCGUAAAGUCUCCCGCGCCUAUGGUGGUACCCUGUCCGCCGGAGCUGUCCGUCAGCGGUACCUUUAUAGACUUAUUUAGAUUUGCUUGUGAUGAAUCUCGUAUGUUCAUGUUGUUUUCUGGAGAUGUAGUUUUUGUAGGUCAAAAUGAGUUCCUAGGGAACAAGUCUGUGAAGUUGUAAAUCUGCAUUUAUCCUGAUCAUGUGUGCUACAUUUCCUCCUAAAAAUCGCUUGAUCUACUCCUCGUGGUCUCCUGAAAUACAUCUGCACUUCUCAACUCCUCCCAUCUAGUACACACACUCAACACUACUACAACAGCGUCGUCCGUGCUUUCUUGAUUGAGGAACAGCGAUGCGUGAAGCAGGUCCUCAUGGAGAAGGAGAAGCUGAAGAAGGAAGAUGAAGCCCCCGUCCAGAGCAAGAAGAAGAAAGACAAGAAGUAAAGCGACUGCCUAAGAGCCUGCUCUUUUUCACAACAUAAUGGACAUGAUCAGACAUUUCAUGUUGAAGAUGAGAACUCUUGCGGAUGUGACAAUAUGUUGAGACCUUUUUUUGAAGGUCACUCUCCUCAGGGACUAGUAGUUUUGCAGGAGCAGCCUGACGGAGGUAUACUAACCUGCCUGGGUACAAGGAGCCUGAAAGCUGAUGUGCCUGUGCUGCUAAUAACUGAGAAGAUGCAGAGGAGCGCCCAAACAGAAGAUGAAGCGUAAACGUGGGCUUUUGCUUUUCUAAAUGUGAAGAACAAGAAGAACCACCAUGAGAUUGAAGUGGCAUCAGCCGAUCGGAAGACGAAUCGAGCUGUUUGCGAGCUUUAGGCAGUCUGCACAACAGGGGGGUCUAGGGGGUGAAUCUCAACAAUGUUGAAAAGGAAUCUUUAUCUUUUAACAUGAAUUGCUUUGGAUCCGUCUCCUGGACUAUUUCACGUGGCGAGCGUCGGUUGAGAGAGAAGUGACGAACGGUCAAAAUGAACUUCGUUGCGACAGCAUCUACAUCUUAGAUGCUGUUGCUGCUGGAGGGGAGCAGCCCUGUGUUAGUUCCCAUGUUUAGUGUACGAACAGUAGUGUGGGUCAGGGUGUUCGCGCGGAAAAGCCGAUCUUCCAAAGAUUUCUGUUUCCGUCUGAGGAACAAGAUGUUUUAC